UAAAAAAACACAUUUGUUUUUUUAUCUCUUGGCCCUACACAUCGUGGGAAGUUAAAAUUUAAAAGCCGUAGCGUACGUUGAAUUUUAUUCGCAUAAAUCAUUGAAUACAAAAUAUUUUGAAAAUUUUUUAACGGUCACCGCCAAGUUGGCUCGCGUGAACGUGGGUAAUCCCAGGUCUCGGGACCUGAAAGUUGUUUACUGUGACUCCGUGGUGUCCGUUCUUGCUGGCAAUGAGAAAGUUGUUAGUAGAGAAAUACUGCAGAAUGUUGAAGAAAACAACAACAUUAACCCAUUUGCAUACUUUGCAUUAGUUACCAUUUUCUACUAACUACUCACUUUACAUAACUCUGAAAGUAUUAGAAUAAAGUCUGCAACAUUGGCAAUCAAUACUAGUUUACUAUCUCGUAAAGUCCUAAAAUUCUGAGAGAGCAAUAUAUUUACAUCCACCGAUUUUAAGUGAAUAAAUUGAAAAAAUAAAUCAAUACAUGUGCAACGUCUCUGUGUUUGUAUCACUCUUUUUAUCUUCCUCACUCGUCUCGGUGGCAAAGUCAUUGCAUUGGAUCGAUGAAACAACGCCCGGAAAUUUGAGUUUACCCAAACAAACGUCACCGUACAUACCGACGGACGCUUGCUUAUCGGCCGAUAUCCACUGUAUCGUCCGCUUAACGCCUUGAAAAUUGAAUUUAAAAAAAAAUUCUCAAAGUUGUUUAGUAAAUACUCCAAUGGACUUUACAUAUCUGGAGUUCCACAAUAUUAGUAAAAAUAUAAGACAACAAUAAUAAGCAAAGGAAUGGGAAUUCGAAAGUGCUCCCCGCACGCGUUCGAAUUUAGCCCAUCGCGACAAGGCGGGAGGAUUUAAAGUAGGAAGGGGACCCCCCCUUCAAUGCAUGUUUCAUCGUCUGCGAAUGCAAAACAUCUCAUUCACCGGGUAAAAGUACACCUCUCUGAUCGUAAGCCAACAGUGCGCGCGCACAUUGUGUUUGACCAAUACUGUUGUAAUAAUAAUGCCCAUAAGGUAUAAAUAACAAGUAAAGCCCCGUUGGCUCUGGAAUGUAGCUGAGAGAAGAAAUAAAAAAAAAAAAAAAAAAAACAUUGUAACGAAGGAAAUGGAAAGAGCAACUUGUGAGGGGGAUGAGUGGGGGAAGCGUGUGGCGAACCAGGCGCUUACCGUUUCGCCACAGCCGGCAGUGACGGUGGAGGAGCCGGUGUCAAAAAUGUCUCCACCUACUAAUGACAUGACUAACAGUGUUGUGGCUAAUCAAAAUACCAUAUCGCCAUGUUUACCAUCUACACCAAAUACGGAUAUUACCACUGCUACUACCACGACGACGGUAUUACCAACACAUAAACGUUCGCCUAAGGACUUCAUCUUCGGGAAGGUCAUUGGCGAGGGCAGUUUCUCUACCGUUUACAUCGCUAAAGAUAUUCACACGAGUCGUGAGUACGCAAUAAAAGUGUGCGACAAGCGUCACAUUAUCAAAGAGAAAAAGACCGAGUACGUUAAACGAGAGAAAGAAGUGUUAAACAUGUUGGCAGGUGCAAAACACUCGUUUGUACGUUUAUUCUGCACUUUUCAAGAUGUAGAUCGCCUCUACUUCGUUCUUUCCUACGCCAAGAAUGGCGAACUACUGCCUUACAUCAACAAAGUCGGUUCCUUCGACAUCGAGUGUACAAAAUUUUACUCAGCCGAGAUUCUUCGAGGUCUCGAGUAUCUUCACGGUCUUGGUAUCAUUCAUCGUGACCUAAAACCGGAGAACAUUCUCCUCGAUGAAAAAAUGCACGUACUCAUCACCGAUUUUGGUAGUGCCAAAAUACUGAAGGAGGAUCCAGAUUUGGAAAGACGAAGUGAUACCUAUGACAGCCGACUAGCAUCAGCUAAACGUGAAAGAAGUAAUUCUUUCGUUGGCACAGCACAUUACGUUUCUCCAGAAUUAUUGACCGACAAAACAGCAUCAAGAGCUUCAGAUCUUUGGGCUCUUGGGUGCAUAAUAUACCAAAUGGUGGCGGGGCUACCCCCAUUCAGAUCAAGGAGUGAAUACUUGAUAUUUCAGAAGAUCUUGAAACUUGAGUAUGAGAUACCCGAUGGAUUUUGUGAUCUUGCUAAAUCGCUUGUUAGUCAGUUACUUGUUGUGAAACCGUCUGAACGACUUGGUGCAGCAGAUGAACAUGGCAAUGGCUAUCCAAGUAUCAGAGCCCAUGAAUUUUUCAAGGGAAUUGACUUUGAGACCCUUCAUGAACAAACACCACCGCCAAUUUAUCCUUAUCUACCUGGUACCUCUGAACACGAAGAGAUGAGAUCACAUUAUCGUGUUCCUGAUCAUCUCGAGCCUGGUUUGGAUGAUAAACAACUGACAAGGCUUCUUGGUUUGGGAAUUGGGGAGGAUGUCACUGAUAAACCAAUACCUGCUGUCGAUAAACCACGACGAAAGAGCGGUUGCAUCUCUGAUCUCAGCCCGGAGGAAAUCAGGGAACAACUUGAGAAGCAAAGGAGCUCUUGUCCCUGGCAUCCUUUCGUCGAUGAUAAUCUCAUACUGAAACAGGGUUUUGUGAGUAAACGAAAAGGAUUAUUCGCCAGGAGAAGAAUGCUCCUUCUCACCACUGGACCUCAUCUCUAUUACGUUGAUCCUGUUAAUAUGGUACUCAAGGGUGAAAUUCCAUGGAGUCCGGAGUUGAGAGUUGAGCCUAAGAAUUUCAAAAUCUUCUUCGUUCAUACUCCUAAUAGAACUUAUUACCUGGAAGACCCAGAGGGAUUUGCGUUGGAGUGGUGCAGAGCUAUCGAAGAUAUGAGGAUUCACUGUUAUGGACUAUAGGGAUGAUAAUUCAAGAGGUAUGGAAAAUCAUUAGGAGAGAUGUUGAGAAAUUUUAGAGGUGUGGAACUCUCCGGUUUUUCCGUUUUUAAAUUAGCCAAUUGAAUUUAAUUAUUCAUUAUUCGUCAUUAUUUAGGUAAUUUCCAAUUUAGUCAGUGAAAUUAGUAAAUUGUCCAGGUGUCGUUUUUUAAAAAAUUAAAUACUGCGUCGUGGUGAGUAAAUUAUUUAUUCAAUAUUUGAUGAUUCGUAUUCUGGUAUUCCUUCUUGACAAAGGUUUAUUUUCCGACUUGAUAGAAUUUUCGUAGAUAAAUUUCUUAACUCACUGUGCGCUAUUUAAUUGGGAUAUAAUCAAUUAUAAAUGAAAUUUACAAGAAAAAGGUGUAAAUGUUGACUUGAAUCGGAUUAACUGGUUAAUUGUAAUUAGCUGAAUUGAUAAUUGCAGUUACUUAAAUAGUUAUCUGAAUUUUCUCGUCAUUUCCUGAAUAGUCAAUUGAUCAACUAAUUAAUUGAUUUUAUCAAGUAAUUUAUUCGAGAAAAAACCACAAAAAUAGGACAAAUUUUGUUUUCUGUUCAGUGUCUGGUUAAGUUAAUUGAUAAAGAGAAACUUAUGUUUCUCUUUGAAAUAUUUAUUAUUUUUGUGAGUAAAAUUUGACUAAUUCAUCAUUUUUUGAUUAAUUCAUCUAUCAAUGCAAGUAGUAUUAUUUUACGAUUCAAGAGUUACAUCAGAUUAGAAUAAGUAAACCUUCAUUGGUGUGGUUAGCAUGCAAGAAAGAGGGGGAUUCAAUAGGUGAUGAAAGUUAAUUCAUAAUUUUGUGUAUAUAAACAUGUGUUCAAGCAUUCGCAGGCGCCCAAUCCACGAUAAUCAUCGAAUCUAUUUGUUUAAAUGUGUAUGAUAGUAUGAAUUUUGUACCUAAAAUAAUGAAUAUACAUAUUAGACGAUAUUAAAGCUUUGAUAUGUAUAUUUAUGCAGAUCGACAUGUAUUUAUUGCUGUGAAUAGUUGAUGUGCGUGUGAAUGUAGAAAUUCAUCUGAAUGUAUUUAAACGAAGAGAUUCGAUUGGGCAAUUAAUAUGAUAAUUAAUUUAAAUAUCUCAUUUCAACGGUUGGAAAGACUUGAACAGGUUAUAUAUAAGGUUUACGAGGAAAUAGAAAUCUUGUAAAGUGCAUGAGAUAAUUUUUUAAUUAAGCAUGAGAAAAUUCUUCCAUUUUUUUUUUAUAAAGUAUAAUUUUCUUUAUGCUCGAAAUAAUUGUGAGACUCUUUUGAGUUGAAUAAUUGUUCUCAUUGCCUAGUAGUUCAUCCAAAAUGACCGCUUUUGGUAAGCUACGUACGGUAGGGGCGGGCUAUACUUCAAAUUAUUAUCUGAGGCACUUUACAAUUUUUACAAAUCUUAUUUAUUUAUUUAUGCUUACAUAUUUAUGAAACUAUUUAUUUCUGUCACUAAUUUUUAGUAAUAUUUUUAGCUGAGAUGAGAUAUUUAUAGUAUUGUCUUUAUCGUGGAUUCAGUGUAGAAAUUGUGUCUCAUGGAAAUUGUGGUAUUUUUCUACGUUUUAUGAAGAAAAUUUUGGGCGAUUUUCAGAUAGUCAGACACAGUUUUAACACAAUGGGUAAUUAUUUGAGUUUCUAGCCAAUUCGAACGAAUUUAGAAUGUGUACUGUUGGCCAAAAUGAAGAUGAUAAUUAAUUCAAGUGUGUGUGUAAUUUAAUACAGUUGAUUGAUUAAGUUGUGCAUUAGUUUGAACGAAAUAGUUUUUCGUCGAUACGAGCAUGCUUCGGCAACUAUAAUUGCAGUAUUAUUAUAUAUACGUAAGGUUCAUCUCUUAUUUGUUAAUUUAUAGGGGCUUUCGGAGGAUUUUUCCGAGGUCCUUUCAGUGUAUAUAUAACAUUUGUAAUAUCACAUGGAAAUGAGAGGAGGGGACUUUGAUCCCGGAAUAAUUAUACACAGGCAUGAAUUCGAUGACUAUACAUAAUUGUAAAAAGAGAUUCUGUAAAUAUUAUGUUAAAACCAUAUUCAUGUUGAAGAAAAAGAUGUAUUUAUAGUAAAUUUUCUGGAAUACCA
Molecule: messenger RNA, 4861 nt
Organism: Diachasmimorpha longicaudata
Lineage: Eukaryota; Metazoa; Arthropoda; Insecta; Hymenoptera; Braconidae
Gene: Pdk1
Product: 3-phosphoinositide-dependent protein kinase 1
Exons: 3
Coding region: 1107-2810 (567 amino acids)
Biological process (GO): intracellular signal transduction; peptidyl-serine phosphorylation
Molecular function (GO): protein serine/threonine kinase activity; ATP binding
Source: RefSeq, a predicted model, not a curated record